GGGCAGGAGCGGCGUGACGUCAGACGGAAGCCGCGAUGGCCAUCUUCAGCGUGUAUGUGGUGAACAAGGCCGGAGGGCUCAUCUACCAGCUGGACCACUACGCGCCGAGGGCCGAGACCGAGAAGACCUUCAGCUUCCCGCUCGAGCUGGUGCUGCGCCCGCACGACGAGCAUGUCCUCGUCUCCUUCGGGCAGCGCGACGGCAUCCGCGGUGAGGGGCGGGAAGCAGCCGGCAAAGGAGCGGCCCCGGGGGCUGGGCCCUUUCGACACAGGCGGCGCCCGAGGGGGACGAGCGGAGGCCCCCCCCAUUUCGUUAACACGCGCUGUAUCCCCCCCCCCAUAAGUAUACUUUCCCCGCUCUGCCUCCCCCCCCCCAACAAUUUUUUAUUUCUCUGUAGUGGCACCCGCCCUGUGGAACGCCCUCCCACCAGAUGUCAAAGAGAAAAAUAACUACCAAACUUUUAGAAGACAUCUGAAGGCAGCCCUGUUUAGGGAAGCUUUGAAUGUUUAAUAGGUUAUUGUAUUUUAGUGUUUUGUUGGAAGCCGCCCGGAGUGGCUGGGGAAACCCAGCCAGAUGGGCGGGGUAUAAAAAAUUAUUAUUAUUAUUAUUUAUUAUUUUCUGGUGCCUCCGCUGCCUUUGUACAUUGAAGGGGAGACGGAACUCAUGACAGCUGCUCCUUGAGCUGAAAAACUUUGGUGGCAGUGCACACCUGAACCAUGUCCACUUCAUUAGGCUCCUCUGGCAAAGGGUGGCUCACAAGGGAUCAGGGAAUUGGGCUUUUUGCGGCAGGGAGAGGGAACAACUGGGUCCCACCAGUGACUCUCUCCGACCCCCUUACCAUUAGGCAGGGUACGGUGGCUGCCUCCAGCAGCUGGUUUUGGUGGCCAUUGAUAAUUUAUUAUCAAUACAGUGGUACCUCGGGUUACAUACGCUUCAGGUUACAGACUCCGCUAACCCAGAAAUAGUACCUUGGGUUAUGAACUUUGCUUCAGGAUGAGAACGGAAAUUGCACGGGGGUGGCGUGGCAGCAGCGGGAGGCCCCAUUAGCUAAAGUGGUGCUUCAGGUUAAGAACAGUUUCAGGUUAAGAACGGACCUCCAGAGUGAAUUAAAUACGCAACCAGAGAUACCACUGUACAUUUAUGCUUCUGAGGGUUUUUAGCCUCAGGUGUGACAUUUAUAGUAAAACGUUUUGACCAGCUCCCAAAGGUUUUAUUUAUUGUUUAUUUAGCACACCACCUUAAAUCCAAAGAUCUCAGGGUGGCUCAGAGAUGUUCACUGGCUAAGCUUUGCCUACCUAAUAUAGGGAUCCCAAGCUGAACCUGGUCAGACCUAACACCCACCACCCAUCUCAGGUUAUGUCACUGGCAAAUUCUGCUCCAGAAAAUGACAUUGUAUACAUUGUAUACUGGAGCUGCUCUUGCUCCUUUACUCCACUGAUUGGCAGAGCUCCCAAGGGUGAGGGAGACAGGGGAGGUACUGAUGCAGGAAGGAUUGCCAGUGCCGGGUGAGAGGGGGUAUUGAAUGGUGACUGCCUCUUCCCUUCUUUGCAGUGGGCCAUGCUGUGCUUGCCAUCAACGGCAUUGAUGUCAACGGAAGGUACACUGGUGACGGCAGGGAUGUGCUGGAGUUCCUGGGCAACCCAGCCAACUACCCAGUGUCAAUCCGCUUUGGUCGCCCCCGACUGUCAUCCAAUGAGAAGCUCAUGCUGGCCUCCAUGUUCCACUCGUGAGUCAGGGGUGGAUGAGAUGUUUGCCAGAACCCAGAAAGGGAGAGGGGUUGACUGGUUUUGAUAUAGGGAAGGCACUUCAUCAAUUGGUACAAUUUGGGGCUCUGUUUUAUGCGCAGGUUGUUUGCGAUUGGGUCCCAACUGUCUCCCGAGCAGGGGAGCUCUGGAAUUGAGAUGCUAGAGACCGACACUUUCAAGCUACACUGUUUUCAGACUCUAACAGGUAUUGCUUCUUUUAUAAUAUCUGCAUUUCUGGACCUUUAGUUAGUAUGGACAGCAGACCCCACUUGAGCAAGUAAAGUUCUGCAGCGACAUUCAGUGAGGAUGUUCCUAGAAGUGCUACUCUUUGUGGAGAGGUGGUAAAAGACAAAUGUUUAAUAACUAUUAUGUGUACUUCAUUAUAUAAAAAUCACAAGUGGUUUACAAAAAAAAAAAAAAAGUUUCUACCGCUUAACCUAAUAAUCGCCUCUCCCCAGGGAGUUGUUUAUUGUUGUUGUUGUUGUUGUUGUUGUUGUUAUUAAUCUUGUGUUCUUAUAAUUUCAUUUUGUAAUUUUAUGUUGUGAACUGCUGUUCAUUUUCAGGUGAAGAGCAUUAUACAAAUGUAAUUAUUAUUAUUAAUAAUAAGUAGUAGUAGCAGCAGCAGCUUAUAAAAAGCAACCAAAAAACUCCCAAUCAGUUAAGUUACCUAAAAACAAAAGUAUGUAUCACAAAAUAGAAUUAAAAGUGUAAGAGUCAGGAGUCCAACGAAGCUUGGGUAAACAGAUGUUUUAAGAGGCAGUUAAAUAUCAUUACUGUCUCCAUAAAUUUCCCACGGUAAGGCAUUGCAAAAGGUGGGAGCCAUCACUGAGGCCUGUUUCCGCAUUACCAAGUGGCAAUCCAGUGAUGGUGGAACGACUUGCAGGGUGUCCUUGGGAGCUUGCUAGCUAUCCUGGUCCCUAGUUGUGUAGGGCUUUAAAACCAACAAAACCUUGGUAGCUAAUAGUUAACUUUCUCUUCCUUUGCUGUUCCAUCUGCCUGGUACCUGGCAUUUGAUAUCUGCCUUUGCCUUGCAGUGUCUUUAUUGAGGAAGAAUGACAAGGAAUGAACCUUUUUGUGCAUUUUAAAAUCACUCAAGCCAGUUGUAUGUGUUGCUUUGGAUGUGGCUUGCUCUAACUCUGUUUUUCAUAUCCUCAGGGAUAAAAUUUGUGGUGCUUGCUGAUCCACGGCAGUCUGGGAUAGAUUCCCUUCUGCGCAAGAUUUAUGAGAUUUAUUCAGACUUUGCUCUGAAAAAUCCUUUCUACUCCUUGGAGAUGCCAAUCAGGUAGAGAUCAAAUGCACAUUCUCACAGUAAAACCCUCCCUUACUAAAAUUGAUUCCCCCCACCAUGUGUUUAGAAAUCAAUGUACAUGAGUAUUACAAGAGAGAAAAGCCCUCCUGGCUCCUGAACCCCUGAGUUUAUUCCCUGGGAUGCUGGCAAAUCCCAUGAACAACUGUGGAAUGUGAUCACAAUAGAUAGGUAGUGUCACAUUAGAUAGUGUAUGAGGCCUAGUAAGUCUGCAUGCUUCCAGUUUCUUACAUGCCCUCACACUGAGACAUGUUAUUGAACACUUCAUGCCUGGGGGGCAUUUUCCACAGUGCCAGUGUUGAUUCAAGAAGUUAAGCUUAUCAAGGAGAGCGAACAGAAGCAUCUUCAACAGGGCCUGGAAGCCUUCCAGCUCCCAUCAUCCCUGACUACGGGUCAUGUUUGCUGGGACUGAUGGGAGUAGUCUAACAACGUCUAGAGGGUCCCCAAGGUUGAUCUUCAGGCUGCAUUGACAUGGUAUUUCAUACCUUACUAAUGCUGAAUCACACAGUUGCACUUCGUUCAGACAUUCAUCCCAGACUGAGAAUAAAAUGGAAAAUGGGUGACUUACUGUUCUAAACCUGCUCCAGUGUGGUUAUGUUCUAGUUCUCUUGUGUUUGUUUCACCAUUUCAGAUGUGAGCUCUUUGAUCAGAACUUGAAGCUUGCGCUGGAGGUAGCAGAGAAAGCAGGGCCUUUUGGACCAGGAUUGUAGGACGGAUUUAUCCCACUUCAGUCACCCAGUGGACUAAACAACUAAAAUAUGAGUCAGACAGAUGACCAACCAUCUGUUCAUAGCCACCUUGACUGCAAUUCCAGAGCACCGAACAGGGAGUAUUGCUGUUGAGUGGAUGUGGUUGGUGCUGAAUCCUGGCUGCUGCUGAAGGAAGCUGGCUGGCAGCUUGAAAGGAAACAUGAGAGCUACACCAUUCCUUCAAGAGUGGUGCAUGUACAUAUAUGUCUGCUGCAAUGUAUUCUUUUAAUUUAUAACUGAAGCACUGUAUGUUUGCAAAUGUAAAUAAAGCAUUCCUUAAAGG
Messenger RNA from Podarcis lilfordi (Lilford's wall lizard), 4083 nucleotides. NCBI's taxonomy places the organism in Eukaryota, Metazoa, Chordata, Lepidosauria, Squamata, Lacertidae. The record is from the annotation of a GenBank genome assembly.